AUGGAGGUGGAGGAGGAGGAAAGACGCUCUCCACACGAUCAUGGGGAUCCGUGUGUUCCCGAGAGCUUCUUUGAUCGCGUAACGCAAGGGUUACGCAACGAUCUCGAACAUGAGCAGGACAGGCGUCUCCAAAUGGCGGAAACUGUCUUGAAGCAUCGAGCUGAGUUUGCCUUUGCUCAGCUUGAGAACGAGAGAUCUCUGACAUCUCUUCGUGACGAGCUAAGGGUAGCUCGUGGGAUUGCUGAUCGGUCUCGGGAUGAGAUAGCUGCUCUUCAGACCCUUGUUGAUGCCCACCAUCGGGAGCACAAGGCUCUCUGCGAGAUGCUUGAGCGCAAGGGCGUUCUUCAUCGGAAGAAGCAGCGAACUGAUGGUACGGCUUCAGCAGACCAACGUAAAACGUGGGAUGCGUUCGCAUCUUACGUGGCAACUCGAUCGUGUAUGCAUUGCCUAGGCGGUGCAAUACACGAAAUGGGCCGAUGUACUUGGGUAGUAGUUUACUGCUAUCCAAGUUAG
Peronospora matthiolae is the source of this 513-nucleotide messenger RNA. Lineage: Eukaryota; Oomycota; Peronosporomycetes; Peronosporales; Peronosporaceae. The record is from the annotation of a GenBank genome assembly.